Epinephelus lanceolatus (giant grouper) is the source of this 3579-nucleotide messenger RNA. RefSeq names its product glutaminase 2b (liver, mitochondrial) (gene gls2b). Gene Ontology annotation, biological process: L-glutamine catabolic process. NCBI's taxonomy places the organism in Eukaryota, Metazoa, Chordata, Actinopteri, Perciformes, Serranidae. Gene Ontology annotation, molecular function: glutaminase activity; protein binding. The record is from RefSeq and is a predicted model, not a curated record.
AUGUUGUGCCUGAGAGCCCUGCGUCUGUCCAACUCUGUCCAACUGAUCGUCAGACACACAGAUGCGGCGAAGAAGGUUUUCAUCAUCCAGCCAGCAUGUUGUCUGAGCACCAAGUCAACAACGACGUCCCAGCGACCGCCGCCAACACACUUGGAUCCUCAUCUCAAAAUGAAUGUCCAUUCAAAGUCUCCCAGCUCUGGAGUGGAAGACAUGCUGUUCUACACCAUCACAGAGGGAAAAGAGCAAAUCCCCAUGUCAUACUUUAUCUCUGCCCUGAAGAAAACGGGUCUCCACCCGUCAGACCCUCGUCUGAAGGACUGCAUGGAGAAGUUUCGACAGGCUGUGAGGGAAUCUGUUGGUGAGGUGAUGAUGGACAGAGAUCUUUUCCACAGGUGUGUCGGAGGAAACAUCGUCCUGCUGAUUCAGGCCUUCAGAAAGAAAUUUAUCAUCCCCGAGUUUGACGUGUUUGCACAGAAAAUAAAUGAAAUCUACAACACGGUGCAAAACCAAAGUGAGGGGAAGGUUGCAGACUACAUCCCCCAACUUGCUAAAUUUAAUCCAGAACUGUGGGGUGUGUCUUUGUGUACGGUGGAUGGUCAGAGGCACUCAGUGGGCGACACCAAGCAGCCGUUCUGCCUGCAGUCCUGCGUGAAGCCCCUGCAGUACGCCAUCGCCGUCCACGAGGCGGGAACAGAGAAGGUUCACCGCUAUGUCGGCAUGGAGCCCAGUGGACUCAAGUUCAACAUGCUCUCACUUGAUGAUGAAGAUAAACCCCACAACCCCAUGGUAAACGCUGGAGCCAUAGUGAUCAGCUCUCUUAUCAAGCCUCGUUCAAAUAAGGCAGAGAAGUUUGACUAUGUGAUGGAGUUUGUGAAAAAGAUGGCAGGCCAAGAGUAUGUGGGAUUCAGCAAUGCCACGUUCCAGUCAGAAAAAGAAACAGGCGACAGAAAUUUUGCCAUUGGAUACUACAUGAAAGAGAAGAAGUGUUUUCCUCCGGGAGCAGAAAUGAUCGAUGCCUUGGACUUCUACUUCCAGCUUUGCUCCAUCGAGGUGACCUGCGAAUCAGGAAGCAUCAUGGCCGCCACUCUGGCCAACGGAGGGAUCUGUCCAGUCACAGGCGAGCGUGUCCUGAGCGCUGAGGCAGUGCGAAACACUCUGAGUCUCAUGCACUCGUGUGGCAUGUAUGACUUCUCUGGCCAGAUGGCCUUCCACGUGGGUGUGCCAGCCAAAUCUGGUGUGUCAGGUGCCAUACUGCUGGUGAUCCCCAAUGUCAUGGGAGUGAUGUGUUGGUCUCCUCCUCUGGACAGAGUUGGAAACAGCGUUCGGGGAAUACAAUUCUGUCAGGAGCUCGUCUCAGUCUUCAAUUUCCACAAUUACGACAACUUGCGGCACUUUGUCAAGAAGCAGGACCCUCGCAGACUGGAGGGAGACGACAGGAACAAGUCUGUUUUCAGUUUGAUGUUCGCCGCGUACAGUGGAGACGUGUCUGCCCUGAGAAGGUUUGCUCUCUCAUCCAUGGACAUGGGCCUGAAAGACUACGACUCUCGAACAGCGCUACAUAUCUCUGCAGCAGAGGGUCACAUAGACGUGGUGAAGUUCCUCACUGACACCUGCAAAGUCGAUCCAUUUGUAGAAGACAGGUGGGGGAACCUACCGAUCGAUGAUGCUCUGCAGUUCGGACACGAUGAGGUGGUGAAGGUGCUGAAAGACUACCAGCUGGUCUACAGGCAGCAGGAAACACAGAACACAGGGGCUGAGCAUUCCUUGAAGAUGGACCCCAUCGAGGGCAUGGUGUGAUGCAUUUCAAUCCCCACACCGCAACAUGUUAGGGCAUUUGUGCAAUCUGUCAGGUUUGGAAAUAUGAAGGUCUAGUUGUAGCACCUGAAAUGAGCGCCAAACAAAGAAGAGAAUAUGACUGUAUGAGUCAGGGUUUCCUACAGCUUAAGGCAAGUUAGAGUUAAGACUUUUAAAGUCUUUUUUAUUGCCACUCAAUAUAAAGUGUCAGAACAAUUUUACGAGAUAAAAUUGGAUAAAAAGAAGAAAUGGCAUCAGUUACAUAGGAUUAGGGACAAUUUUGCCCAAAUUUAUGUAAGAUAAAACCUCACUUUUUUGGUCCAGUAAAACGUUUGAUCAGUGGUUCCCAACUGGUCCAGUGACACGGUCCAGAUUUCUCCCUAGUCAAGGUCCACACAGUUUAAAAUAUUCAGCGUCACACUUACACUCACAUACACACUCACUCUACAGUAGGGAAACGACACUUCAAAAUAAAAGCUCUGUGUCUCAUGGUACAUAAAAAUAAAGUGUGUUUUUUCCAAACAUGUCACAUUUGUUAGUCACCUGUGGUCCAUUUAGAAUAGAACCGCGGCCCACUUUUGGACCACGACCCACCAGUUGGGAACCACUGCAUUAGUUGAUCUACCUCAAAUGUUCAAAAGAAAAAAAGUAACACUUUCCAGGCAUGCGAUUUUGUGUUUGUCACUCUGCAUAUGAGAUUCCACUGCCUUGAUUCCCAUUGUGCCGUGUUUUAAGAACGUCUUUGCAUGAAAUACACAGAGCCAAUAUGCAUUGCCUUGAACCACUUUUAGCCACAAAAUCUUAGCCAAUUUUCAUUAAAUUUGCACCUCCCCAUCUCAUCCAGGGUACAUCAACAGCUGGGUAGCAGACAGUGGAUGCUCUGCUCUGAGCACCCCAGCUGGAAACAAAAUGUUCUACGUGACAUAAAUGCAAGAGGCAUUUUUUAAAUUAGUUUAAUUAUUUUGAGAUUUUACAAUGCAACGUCAUCAAAAACAUUUCAUAGAAUCUUACUUUCUGUUUCUUAGCACUUUCAAGACUUUUGAAUGAUUGAUUUAAAACAUUUUAAAACCAAUUAAGGCCUUGUUUUUUAAACAAAUGAAUGCAAUGCCCUUUAAGACUUUAUAAAGAUCCACAGAAACCCUGGUGAAUAUGAAUUACUAUGUAAACUGCAGAAAGGGAAAGGAAACUGUUUGGAAUAUGCAAAUAAACUAGACAAAAAUACAAUUUAAACAAUAGGCAGAGUAAAGACAAUAACACCAAGCCAAGAAUACAUAAUUUGUGCAUCUGUGUAAACAAUAACAAGCUGCAAACAGCCUCAUUUCAAUUUAAGAAAAAAAGCUGGAAUACAUCAUCAACCUGAACACAGUGUACAUGUAAUGUAAGAUUCAUGUAUAUGUAACAAAAGGGUCUCUGUGUCAUUGAGGAGGGAUUUGAUAAACUCCAAAGAUGGAUAUUUGUACUUGCAAAGCUUCACAUAUUUUACUAUCAUCAGUUUUUAAUAUUUAAACAUUUAAAUAUAUGCAACUAUUUGACUUGUUUGGAUGAAAAAUCUCAAAUUUGACGUAUUAUCAAUGAGGGAAAGGGGAAGGCAUUGUACCCAGUAAACCUAAUGUAGGAUUUAUUGUAUAUAUUAUGUUCUGUGGCUGUAAAUAAGAGCACUGGAUUCCUAAUAACACUUUAUUGUACACAGUGUUGUGACAUUUAUGCACAUUUUAACUGAUUCCAGAGAGUGUGAAAUAUUUUGACACUGACGAAAUCCAUUAAACAUAUUUUGUUUAUCUGCCA